AACAUAUGUAUCUCUAGGUACCGCUACCAACUUUAAAUGGGGAGUGGGUCUUGAGUACAGCGGGCCAACAAGGGAUUUCUUAGUUUCGCCUAAGACGAUUUAAAGGAUUUUAUGACAUAAGAUCGGGUCUGCCCCAUCAAUUGAUCCAAGUGAAUCACCCAAGACUCAUGCUAAAUACCAGACACUGUUGCCUACUGGGUCCUAUUCAAUCAAUAUAUUAAGUUGUGCUGAUGUAAUAUGAAUACCUACUCAAGACGAGUAUUCAAUAUUCAUAAAAUGUAUUUUCUGAUGUUGAACGCUGGAGCGGAUUCCUGUUCUUCCUUUUUCAUCACGCCUAAGAUUAGGUAGGCGGCAAUUGACAAUCAAUGGAUCCCCUUUUGAAAGAGAAGAUCGCAUUCUUUGAAUGCCUUGAAACGUUUAUGUACGAAGAUGCAGAAGAUGCCUUAGACGAACAUGAAGAGUCGUAUCGGAAGCAGACCAGAGAAUUUCUCUCCGGUGCUACAAUCACACCUGCUAAUGGACCUCGUCCUACGCAAAAGGGGAUCGACGGGCUUCCGGGUGCUCCUUCUAAAAGAAUAGUAUCAGACCCGAUUUCUACAAAUAGCGAUUCCGAGGUAGAAAUCAUUGCUGUCACCCCGCGCAACCGUGAUUCGAAAGUCAGAGGCCCGAGUUUGCAGACAAGCACGUUGAUAGGCACGGAUGCCACCGUGUUCGAGACUGCAGCCGCAAGAAAACAGCCCCUUCGCCGUUCAACACGUUCGACGCGCCCAACACUUCGCGCCAGACAUUCCAGCCCUCAGACUGAUCCCUCACCUUCUGUCAGGAUGGGGAAACGCAAGAAGGAAGCACCUUUAAAACUGGUCCCCGAAGCACAGCAAAUCUUUAAAGGCCUCUCUUUCUACUAUAUACCUAACGACGAUAUCAAUCCAGCGCGAAGGCUCCAGAUCACUAAAGCCCGGGAGCAUGGCGUUACAUGGUGUCGGGAGCUUGUCAAUGCAACACAUAUCAUUGUCGACAAGAAGCUUACCUAUGCAGAUAUAGAGCGAUAUCUACAAGAUGACCCUAAAUGGCCUGAAAAAGUUAUUGUCAAUGCGAACUAUCCCAUUGAUUGUCUAAGGCACCGCAUAAUUGCGAACCCGGCUCAAGGACAAUACAAAGUUACUGGAACCCCGGCCACAGUUAAACAACCACCGGUUGCGCCAUUGUCCUCAAACGAUUCCGAUGUCUCACUUAAACUAAAACCAAGGCGUAAAAAAGCCGCAAAGAUAACCCAUGCACCUAUAUUAAGCACGCCGACAAGUCAUGAGCUAUCAACUCAGGAAAGCAUCCUUUUAGUCCCGCCCUCUCAAGUGCGGCAAAAUCAGAACACCGUGGAGACUUCUGGGCCUUCCAGGGAACAGAAAAGUGCCAUCCCAGAAGACAAUGAUGAGCUUACACAAUGUAUAUCAGAGAUGAAGACUGCCUCCGAUAACUCACUAGGUGAUGCAUUGCUAGAUGAUGGAGAUAUUCUUGGAUCAUCACCAACCGCGGAUGAAGAUGAAGCCUCGCCAAAUUCCGAGAAUUUGGCGGAAGAUGGUCCACGGAAAAGGAGAGCUAGCUCUCGACGAAAGGAUCCUGAUUGGCAAGAGAAAUUCAUCUGUAUGAAGGGAGGUACCAAAGAUCAUACGGAUGAUAGCAGUCCCAACGCGGAUACUAUCAAAGUCCUUCAACAAAUGUUAGAGAUGCACAUUCUCGCCAACGAUAAUUUCCGUAUUCGAGCAUACAGAUUGGCCAUUGAAACGCUUCGAGCACAACCCAAGAAGAUACGUACUGCCGAGGAAGCACGCGCCCUACCCAAUAUUGGCCGAAUUGCAGACAAGAUCGAGGAGAUCGUCAAUACGAACCGAUUAAGACAGCUUGAGUACGCGCAAGACGACUCUCAUCGGAAGGUUAUGGCUUUAUUUCUUCAGAUCUACGGUGUUGGUCAUAGUGUGGCCCAGAAGUGGAUUUCUCAGGGAUUUCGCACAUUAGACGAUCUCAAAAAGGGGGCUGAGUUAAACGAUAAACAGAAAAUCGGAUUGGAACAUUUCGACGACAUCAAUACUAGGAUUCCCCGGAAGGAAGUAGAGGCUUUGGCUAGUUGUGUCAAGAGAACGGCCGCAGUCAUUGACCCUCGUGUUGAGCUUAUUGUUGGAGGUAGCUAUCGUCGCGGAGCAGAUAGCUCUGGCGAUAUCGAUUUGAUCAUAACCAAAGGAGGUACGACUUCUGUUAGCGAGCUUACUCCGUUCUUGGACCGGCUUGUCAACACCCUAACAGAAGACGGUUUCUUGACUGCGGAGCUUGCUGCCCACCAUGGUAGCAUUGAUGAUGGUGGUGGCAGCAAAUGGCAUGGUUGUUGUGUGUUGCCGGAGAGCGCGUUCCCAGGUCCCAAGGGCGAAUAUCGACCAAUAUGGAGACGCAUCGACCUGUUACUGGUCCCUCAAUGCCAACUUGGGGCAGCACUGAUCUAUUUUACUGGCAACGACAUCUUCAACAGGUCGAUUCGAUUGCUAGCACGAAAGAAGGGGAUGCGACUGAACCAGAGAGGGUUGUAUAGUGAUGUCCUCCAUGACCGAAACAAUCAAAUGACUGCAGGAACCCUAAUAGGAGGGGAUGAUGAGAAGAAGAUAUUCGAGAUCCUUGGAGUUCGCUGGAGAGAGCCUCAUGAAAGAUGGUGUGGUUAAGUUAAGCAGUUGGUGAAUGACUGUAUACCCCUUUCUUCCUGAAUGAACUACUAGGGUUAUCCUUCCUCCUCAUCGUGCCUAACCCAAACAUAUUCUAGUUUAUUCGUGACUUACUAACUUUGACUAUCAUCCGUAACCUAAUUCAUUGGACUUUAUACUUUAUUUGUUUUAUCUACAUGGUAUCUCGUCAUUCAUGCCCCACCGAACAAUCACAAUCUUUCGUCAUCUCCAACCCGGCAGGAGCUGAAGACCUGCAUGACGACGAUAACUUUCAACCAAUUAAAAAACCUUCAUUAUACACGUUCUCGUAAAUAAUACACGGCGGCUCAGAGCGCUGUCACCUUGCAUGCUGUCAGUCGACGUGACUUAUUAGUGCAUCCACUGCAAUUACCGAUUCACCUUCCGUUCUCGUAAGUGACCUCUUCCGAAUUAAGCCCUAUAUUAUUGGUGACCCUGGGCAGUAUUGCUACCCACAUGGCCGAUG
This is a messenger RNA of Annulohypoxylon truncatum, 3186 nucleotides long. RefSeq lists its product as uncharacterized. The record is from RefSeq and is a predicted model, not a curated record. The coding region runs from base 366 to 2702 and encodes 778 amino acids. Gene Ontology annotation, cellular component: nucleus. Gene Ontology annotation, biological process: double-strand break repair via nonhomologous end joining. The transcript has 2 exons. Gene Ontology annotation, molecular function: DNA-directed DNA polymerase activity; DNA binding. NCBI's taxonomy places the organism in Eukaryota, Fungi, Ascomycota, Sordariomycetes, Xylariales, Hypoxylaceae.